Molecule: messenger RNA, 7907 nt
Organism: Helianthus annuus (common sunflower)
Lineage: Eukaryota; Viridiplantae; Streptophyta; Magnoliopsida; Asterales; Asteraceae
Product: serine/threonine-protein kinase TOR
Exons: 55
Coding region: 260-7651 (2463 amino acids)
Biological process (GO): TOR signaling; negative regulation of macroautophagy
Cellular component (GO): nucleus; TORC1 complex; TORC2 complex
Molecular function (GO): protein binding; protein-containing complex binding; protein serine/threonine kinase activity
Source: RefSeq, a predicted model, not a curated record
UCACAUCACAUCCAACUAACUACCAAAACCUUUCUUCUCUGAGGUCUGAACACUGUUAACUCUUCUGAAAACCAUAUGAAUUCAUCGAUCACCGAUCAACCUAAACUCAGCAUCAAUACUCUUCAAAUUCUUCUGUAAUCAAGUCAAUCAAUCAAUCAAGGUGGGCAAUUGUUUGCCUACCCCCUUCUUCACAAGGUUGGGGUUAGGGUUUUGGGCUACUAGUACUACUACUACUGGCAUCACUACUAUCACCGACCAGAUGGCGGCUCCGCCUCAAUCGUUCCGGUUUGGCGGUCCCGCAACCACCGCAGCAGCUGCCGGUAACAUCGAAGCUCUUAACAGAGUCCUUGCUGACCUUUGUACUAGAGGAAACCCUAAGGAUGGUUCUGCUUUGGCAUUAAGAAAACAAGUUGAAGAAGAGGCACGCGCUCUUAAUGGAGAAGCUUUUUCUCGUUUUCUGGAUCAGCUGUAUGACAGAAUUACUAGUCUUUUAGAGAGCAAUGAUGUUGCUGAUAACUUAGGUGCUCUAAGGGCUACUGAUGAACUGAUAGACUUAAAACUUGGAGCGAGUGGCACCAAGGUUUCCAGGUUUUCUAAUUACAUGCGUAUUGUGUUUGAUACCAAACGUGACCCCGAAAUUUUGAUCCUCGCUAGUAAAGUUCUUGGCCAUCUAGCCAGAUCUGGUGGGGCCAUGACAGCAGAUGAGGUGGAAUGCCAGAUGAAAAAUGCACUGCUAUGGCUUGGUGGCGAGAGAGUCGAGUAUCGUCGGUUUGCUGCUGUUCUAAUUUUAAAGGAAAUGGCGGAGAACGCUUCUACGGUUUUUAACGUUCAUGUGUCUGAAUUUGUGGACGCCAUCUGGGUGGCGCUGAGGGAUCCAACAUUAGCAGUUCGGGAACGAGCUGUUGAGGCAUUGCGUGCUUGCCUUCGUGUUAUUGAAAAACGAGAGACACGUUGGCGUGUGCAGUGGUACUACCGUAUGUUUGAGGCCACACAAGAGGGGUUAGGGAAAAAUGCUUCUGUUCACAGCAUUCAUGGUUCUCUACUUGCAGUUGGGGAACUUUUGAGAAAUACGGGUGAAUUUAUGAUGUCAAGGUACAGAGAGGUUGCAGAAAUUGUUCUUAGGUAUCUGGAGCAUAGAAAUCCUCUUGUUCGUCUCAGUAUAACUUCUUUGCUGCCUCGGAUUGCACAUUUUCUACGUGAUCGAUUUGUGACGAACUAUCUUACGAUAUGCAUGAAUCAUAUCCUUGCGGUUCUCAAGAUACCAACCGAACGUGCCAGUGGAUUUAUAGCUCUUGGAGAGAUGGCUGGUGCUUUGGACGGUGAACUGGUCCACUACUUGCCGACAAUAACAUCUCACUUACGUGAAGCAAUUGCUCCUCGUAGAGGCAGACCCUCACUCGAGGCUUUGGCGUGUGUUGGAAACAUUGCAAAAGCAAUGGGCCCCGCCAUGGAAACUCAUGUGAGCUCCCUUUUGGAUGCCAUGUUUUCAGCUGGUCUUUCUUCAGUACUAGUAGAAUCACUUGAGCAGAUAACCAUCAGCAUUCCUUCAUUACGGCCUACAAUACAAGACCGGUUGCUUGAAAGCAUUUCAGUAGUUCUGUCAAAACCCCACAAUGCCCAUACAAGGACAUCUGGAACUCCCAGUCGAGUAAACACGGCUAACAACAUGCAACAGGUGUCAGAACUUAGUGGUUCUGCUCUGGAGCAGCUUGCAUUACAAACGCUUGCGCGUUUCAAUUUUAUGGGCCAUGAUCUUCUUGAGUUUGCUAGAGAAUCAGUUAUAGCUUAUUUGGAAGACGAUGAUGGAACCACACGCAAGGAUGCUGCUCUUUGCUGCUGCAAAUUAGUUGUGAAUUCCUUCUCCGUUACACAAUUCAGUCCUAGUAGGUCCAGUCUAGCUGGGGGCAAACGCAGACGUCUUAUAGAAGAGAUUGUGGAGAAGCUCCUUAUUGCAGCUGUAGCAGAUGCUGAUGUGUCUGUGCGGAACUCGAUCUUCUCUUCCCUGCAUGGGAAUGAAGGGUUCGAUGAUUUUCUAGCCCAAGCUGAUAGUCUGACUGCCAUUUUUGCUGCUCUAAAUGAUGAGGAUCUUCAAGUUCGGGAGUAUGCAAUCUCAGUAGCUGGUAGAUUAUCUGAAAAGAAUCCUGCAUAUGUUUUUCCAGCACUUCGCCGCCACCUAAUUCAGUUGUUAACUUAUCUCGGGCAAAGUGCUGAUAGCAAAUGCCGAGAAGAGAGUGCAAAAUUGUUGGGUUGCCUUAUCCGCAGUUGUGAACGCCUUAUACUUCCAUAUAUUGCUCCAAUACAUAAGGCACUUUUGUCUAAACUAUGCGAAGGAACAGCAGGAGUGAAUGCAAACAAUGACAUCAUCAGUGGGGUUCUUGUGACUGUCGGGGAUCUUGCUAGAGUGGGUGGUUUUGCAAUGCGCGAAUAUAUUCCCGAACUUAUGCCAAGAAUCGUUGAAGCUUUACUGGAUGGAGCAGCUGCUACUAAACGCGAGGUUGCUGUUGCGACUCUCGGUCAAGUUGUACAGAGUACAGGAUAUGUCAUUACUCCAUAUAACGAAUACCCGCUAUUGCUCGGCUUACUCUUAAAAUUGUUGAAUGGUGAGCUGGCAUGGUCUACACGUCGGGAAGUUCUAAAGGUUCUUGGCAUAAUGGGCGCUUUAGAUCCUCAUGUUCAUAAACGCAAUCAGCAAAGCUUGCCAGGACCUCUUGGUGAUGGAACUCGUGCGGCCAGUGAUGCGGGCCCACAUAUCCAGUCCAGUGAUGAGUUGCCGAUGGAUCUUUGGCCAUCAUUUGCGACAUCGGAAGAUUAUUUUUCUACCGUUGCUAUUAAUUCCCUCAUUCGGAUACUUAGGGACCCAUCGCUUUCUAGUUAUCAUCAAAAAGUUGUUGGGUCUCUCAUGUUUAUUUUCAAGUCGAUGGGUCUUGGCUGCGUGCCAUACUUGCCAAAGGUUUUACCUGACUUCUUUCACACAAUUCGUACAUGUGAAGAUGGUCUGAAGGAGUUUAUAACUUGGAAGCUUGGAACGCUUGUUUCGAUUGUGCGGCAGCACAUUCGCAAAUAUCUACCCGAAUUGCUCUCUUUAAUAUCGGAGUUAUGGUCAUCAUUCAGUUUGCCAGCACCUAACCGUCCUAUUCAUGGAUUACCGAUCCUGCACCUAGUUGAACAACUUUGUCUCGCACUCAAUGAUGAAUUCCGGAGAUAUCUUCCUAUCAUUCUCCCAAGCUGUAUUCAAGUUCUGAGUGAAGCUGAAAGAUGUAAUGAUUACACAUAUGUUCGGGAUAUUCUUCGCACAUUAGAAGUAUUUGGUGGAACAUUGGAUGAACAUAUGCAUUUACUUCUUCCUGCGCUGAUACGAUUAUUUAAAGUGGAUGCUUCUGUUGACAUAAGGCGUGCCGCUAUAAAAACUUUGAUAAGAUUGAUUCCUCGUGUUCAGGUUACAGGUCACAUAUCAACACUUGUGCAUCAUCUUAAGCUUGUAUUGGAUGGAAAAAAUGACGAGCUUAGGAAGGAUGCUGUGGACGCACUUUGUUGUUUGGCACACGCUCUUGGCGAGGACUUCACUAUCUUCAUCCCAUCCAUUCACAAACUUCUUCUGAAGCAUCGCUUGCGGCACAAGGAUUUUGAAGAAAUUGAGGGGAGGUUGCAAAGGCGCGGACCUUUAAUCCAGGGCAAUAUGGCAGCACAAAAGUCAAUCCGGCAGCCUCCUGUUGAGAUUAUUAGUGAUCCUUUGAGUGAUGUCGAGAAUGAUCCUUUUGAAGAUGUGCACAGACAACUCAAAGUUCAUCAGGUUAAUGAUGAACGAUUACGAGCUGCUGGAGAAGCCUCUCAGCGUAGCACAAAAGAAGAUUGGGCAGAAUGGAUGAGGCAUUUCAGCAUUGAAUUGCUGAAGGAAUCACCUUCUCCAGCUCUACGAACGUGUGCUAGGCUUGCACAGUUACAGCCCUUUGUUGGACGAGAGCUGUUUGCAGCGGGAUUUGUUAGCUGUUGGUCACAACUGCAUGAGUCUAGUCAAAAAGCCCUUGUUCGCAGUUUAGAGAUGGCGUUUUCUUCCCCUAAUAUACCCCCUGAAAUUCUUGCAACAUUACUAAACUUGGCGGAGUUCAUGGAACAUGAUGAGAAACCCCUUCCUAUUGACAUUCGCCUCCUUGGUGCUCUUGCUGAGAAGUGUCGAGCAUUUGCCAAGGCUUUGCACUACAAAGAGAUGGAAUUUGAAGGUGCGCUUUCCAAAAAGAUGGAUGCAAAUCCUGUUGCUGUAGUCGAAACACUCAUUCAUAUAAACAAUCAGUUGCAUCAGCAUGAGGCUGCAGUUGGAAUAUUGACCUAUGCUCAACAACGUUUGGAUGUGCAACUGAAAGAAUCAUGGUAUGAGAAAUUGCAGCGGUGGGAUGAUGCCCUCAAAGCAUACACCGCAAAAUCCACUCAGGCAUCAAGUCAACGUAUCAUGUUGGAUGCUACACUAGGACGGAUGAGGAGCCUUGCUGCACUGGCUCGAUGGGAAGAGCUUAACAACCUUUGUAGGGAAUAUUGGACACCUGCUGAGCCAGCUGCUCGAUUAGAAAUGGCGCCAAUGGCUGCUAGUGCUGCCUGGAACAUGGGCGAGUGGGAUCAGAUGGCGGAAUACGUAUCUAAACUAGAUGAUGGUGAUGAAACUAAACUCAGAGUGUUAGGGAAUACUGCUGCUACUGGUGAUGGUGGCAGCAAUGGCACAUUCUUCAGGGCUGUUCUGUUAGUUCGUAGGGGAAAGUAUGAUGAAGCACGCGAAUAUGUUGAAAGAGCAAGGAAAUGCUUGGCAACUGAGCUUGCUGCAUUGGUUCUUGAAAGCUAUGAUCGAGCGUACAGUAAUAUGGUUCGUGUUCAACAGUUGUCAGAGUUAGAGGAGGUCAUUGAUUACUGUACUCUUCCAGUCGGCAACCCUGUUGCCGAGGGGCGAAGAACACUCAUUCGUAACAUGUGGAACGAACGAAUUAAAGGCACAAAACGAAAUGUUGAGGUUUGGCAAGCUCUUUUGACAGUCAGGUCACUUGUAUUACCUCCUACAGAAGACAGUGAAACCUGGCUGAAGUUUGCCUCGCUUUGCCGGAAAAGUGGUAGGAUUAGGCAAGCCAAAUCCACUUUAAUCAACCUCUUGCAGUUUGACCCAGAAAAAACUCCUGAAACUGUACGAUAUCAUGGGCCACCACAAGUAAUAUAUGCAUACUUAAAAUACCAAUGGUCACUUGGGGAGGACCAGAAGCGCAGGGAAGCUUUUGCUCGGCUGCAGGAUCUUGCCAUAGAGCUUUCAAGUACGUCUGGUCUUCAUCCAUCAUCACCUACUGGUUUGGUGGGUGCUCCAGACGUAUCACUUAUGGCACGUGUAUAUCUGAAACUCGGAUUAUGGCAAUGGGCUCUUUCCCCUGGUCUUGAUGAUGAUUCUAUACAAGGAAUUCUUAGCUCAUUCAGGCAAGCGACUAAUUCUGCCACAAAACGCGCAAAAGCCUGGCAUACGUGGGCUCUUUUUAAUACAGCAGUGAUGUCUCAUUACACACUCAGAGGUCUUCCUAAUUUUGCUGCCCAGUUUGUAGUAGCAGCGGUUACUGGAUAUUUUCAUUCUAUUGCGUGCGCAGCACAUGCUAAGGGCGUAGAUGAUAGCUUGCAGGAUAUUCUUCGACUUUUGACUUUGUGGUUUAACUAUAGUGCUACUGCCGAGGUUCAAACGGCAUUGCAGAGAGGAUUUUCACAUGUUAAUAUCAAUACUUGGCUGGUUGUUUUACCUCAGAUUAUCGCCAGAAUACAUUCAAAUAAUCAUGCCGUGAGAGAAUUAAUACAAUCUCUUCUGGUCCGCAUAGGACAAAGACAUCCCCAGGCUCUUAUGUACCCUCUUCUUGUGGCUUGUAAGUCGAUAAGUAAUUUGCGUAGAGCUGCAGCUCAAGAAGUGGUUGACAAAGUUCGACAGCACAGCGGUGUGUUGGUGGAUCAGGCACAACUUGUAUCGGAGGAGUUGAUUAGGGUUGCGAUUCUUUGGCAUGAAAAGUGGCAUGAUGCACUAGAAGAAGCUAGCCGCUUGUAUUUUGGUGAACAUAACAUUGAGGGAAUGCUAAAGUGUUUAGAGCCAAUGCAUGAAAUGCUUGAAGAAGGUGCAUUGAGGAAUGACACAACCAUAAAAGAGAAAGCUUUUAUUCAGACAUAUCAUCAUGAAUUAUUAGAGGCGUAUGAGUGUUGUAUGGAAUAUAAGAAAUCUGGAAAAGACGCUGAACUCACCCGGGCCUGGGAUCUUUACUAUCAUGUAUUUAGACGGAUAGAUAAGCAGCUUCAGUCUCUUACUACACUGGAUCUUCAGUCGGUUUCUCCAAAAUUAGUAGAGUGUCGUGACUUGGAGAUUGCGGUUCCUGGGACCUACCGAGCAGAUUCACCAGUGGUGACAAUUGCAUCCUUUGCACCACAGCUUGUUGUCAUUACAUCCAAACAACGACCCAGAAAAUUGACUAUUCAUGGCAGUGACGGGGAAGAUUAUGCUUUUUUGCUUAAAGGACAUGAAGAUUUACGCCAGGAUGAACGAGUCAUGCAGCUCUUUGGUUUAGUAAAUACUCUGCUAGCUAAUUCCAGAAAAACUUCAGAAAAAGAUCUUCCCAUUCAACGAUAUGAGGUUAUUCCGUUGUCUUCAAAUAGUGGGUUGAUAGGGUGGGUACCGAAUUGUGACACCUUGCAUCAACUCAUUCGAGAGUACAGAGAUGCCCGCAAGAUCACCCUGAAUCAAGAGCACAAACACAUGCUUAGCUUUGCUCCAGAUUACGAUCACUUGCCCCUAGUAGCUAAGGUGGAGGUAUUUGAGCACGCUCUUGAUAGUACGGAAGGGAACGAUUUGGAGAGGGUGCUUUGGCUAAAAAGCCGCACUUCAGAAGUGUGGCUGGACAGAAGGACUAAUUAUACACGAAGUUUGGCUGUUAUGAGUAUGGUUGGUUACCUUCUUGGUUUAGGUGAUCGGCACCCCAGUAAUCUUAUGCUGCAUCGCGUCAGUGGGAAGAUCUUGCAUAUUGAUUUUGGAGAUUGCUUCGAAGCAUCAAUGACGCGUGAGAAGUUCCCUGAAAAGGUUCCUUUUCGUUUGACUAGAAUGCUUGUAAAGGCUAUGGAAGUUAGUGGCCUUGAAGGGAAUUUCCGUUCGACUUGUGAAAAUGUGAUGCAAGUUCUUAGAACACAUAAAGAUAGCGUAAUGGCUAUGAUGGAGGCCUUCGUUCAUGAUCCGCUUAUAAACUGGCGUCUUUUCAACUUCAAUGAAGUGACACAAAUGUCAACUCUUGCCACCACAAACGUCCAGCCUGUUGUAAAUGGCGAAGAAGCUGCCACAAAUCAUGCUCUUCAGCCACAACGGGGUGCUCGUGAACGCGAGCUUUUACAGGCUGUCCAUCAACUAGGUGACGCUAACGAGGUUUUGAACGAACUGGCGGUGGUAGUUAUGGCACGAAUGAAUAAUAAACUUACUGGUCGGGAUUUUUCAACAUGUUCUUCACUACCAACCACUGCCCCAGGAGAAAAUACGACUUUAAUUUCUGGAGAUACUCGUGAAGUGGAUCACGGGUUAUCUGUUAAGCUACAAGUGCAAAAGCUAAUUUUACAGGCCACCUCCCAUGAAAACUUGUGCCAGAGUUAUGUUGGGUGGUGUCCAUUCUGGUAAAAUCAGAAUUUCUGUACAUAUAUAUAUACAUAUACACACCUGUGCAUAUAUUUAGGCUUUCUCUCCUUGAAUUUAUGAAAACAAGUAAUUAGUUAAAGGGAUGUUAUUGUAUGUAAAUAAGUCUAUGAAUGUGAACUUGUAUGGCUAAUUCAUCCGUGUAUAUAAGGUUUGUUACUUUGUAUUGCAACAAUAUCACAAGUAGUGUAUGAUGUUAGUUAUGAUUUCGGUAUAUUCUACAACAGCCAUAAUGUAAUCA